AUGUUAUGGAAUGCAGCCAGACCUAAUAUGAAGAAAGUGAAAAAAGAGACUAAAUCACCCACCCAACCACCCCCAUACUCCUCCGCUAUACAGCCUACACCUUCUACUGCUCAAGCAGCAGGACUGUACCCAUUAAUAAAAGUCACGAGCGGCAUACUAGACAUCCAACCUGAAACCCCCGUGGAUAAUCAGAGACUUAACUCACAAAAUCAAUUUACCACUCACUAUUUUAAUCAGGGCCUGGUCACACCUGAAAACGGUACAGGUACGAACGUCCAUACACCGUCUCCAGCACAUUGGCCAAACAGUCCACCUGUAUGGCCUAAAACGCCAGACCUAAACAAGCCAAUACCAAUUUUUUCUACCUCCCAGUUGCAGGGAGAAGAUCAGGAAGACCCAAACAAGAAUAUAGUGGUAAAAAUGGUUCUGGUAGGGCAGGAAUCAUCUGAUCCCCCUCCAACAGCCAGUCGGAGCUAUGAAGCCCUUCUACAAGAGGAGUGGCAGAAGCAGCUCACAAGAGAAGAGUCUAGGGGAGAAAGGGACCUGCUUCAAUUUUCCCGCUCUCCAUCCCCAUGCCCAGACAGGAGACACACAAGGUCCAUGGGCCCCCCACCGACCUACCAACUACCCAUGGUGCAGAAUAAACCCAACGCCCAGAAAGUCUAUCAGCCGUAUUCCCUUGGGGACAUCCAGGCUUUAAUAGAUAAAUUACCAGAUAUUCAAGAGGGUGGAAACAAUUGGCUCUCAGACUUCGACACCCUCACUGCUAGACAGGACCUUGCAUUGGGAGAUUUUCGAGCAGUAAUCACUAGGUGCACGUCACGCUCGCAGGCGGAGGCCCUAGAGAAGGACGCAGGCACAACUCAUGAUUCUAAUUCUGUACCUCUCGGUAGAGUGAUAGCUCGAUUAGGCCCGGCAGUCAGAAAGAUGUUCCCGCUAAAAGAUAGCAGUACAAUGAGCAAAAUUAAAUGGGAUACUAAACAAAAUCCUCCUAUUUACUUGAACCAAGCCAUUGACAACUGGGUGGCCCAAACUGGCCAACACCCAUCCAAACGGGGCACGAAUAGUAUGUGGUUCAAAAAGGCAGUCCUGAAGGGAGUCCCCGACUCAGUGACUCAGAAAAUGGAAGACAAACCUGAUUUGCAGGAUUGUGAUUUUAGUAUGUGGAAAAAACACCUUAUUUUUAACCUCAACAAAGUACAGGGCAGCCGCAGCCACCAUUCUCAGGGCCAUAUGUGCCACCACAACAAAACACACCCUUCCCAUAUGCUGCCCAGCGACCACCUUUUGCUAGUCGACCCAGAGGUGGUUUCAGGGGGUGGGGACAGUGGAGGCCAGUAG
Molecule: messenger RNA, 1341 nt
Organism: Nothobranchius furzeri (turquoise killifish)
Lineage: Eukaryota; Metazoa; Chordata; Actinopteri; Cyprinodontiformes; Nothobranchiidae
Source: RefSeq, a predicted model, not a curated record